This is a messenger RNA of Malassezia sympodialis ATCC 42132, 1047 nucleotides long. It is a transcript of the gene LIA1, whose product is annotated as deoxyhypusine monooxygenase. Gene Ontology annotation, biological process: peptidyl-hypusine biosynthetic process. NCBI's taxonomy places the organism in Eukaryota, Fungi, Basidiomycota, Malasseziomycetes, Malasseziales, Malasseziaceae. Gene Ontology annotation, molecular function: deoxyhypusine monooxygenase activity. The record is from RefSeq and is a predicted model, not a curated record.
AUGCUGCCUAACCUAGAUGAGCUAGAGGCUUCUCUGCUCAACGUAUCUGGGCAAGUAAAGCUCGAUGUGCGAUUCCGUGCGCUCUUUACUCUUAAAGGUCUGGCCGCUUUGUCUGAAGACAAGUGUGAGCGCGUGAUCGAGAUUAUUGCGAAGGGCUUUGCUGAUGAUUCUGCCUUGCUUAAGCACGAAAUGGCGUAUGUGCUGGGCCAGCUAAAGGACACACGUGCGCUUUCCCACUUAGAGGAUGUCCUGAACGACACCCAUCAGCAUUGUAUGGUGCGUCAUGAGGCAGCCGAGGCGAUGGGCGCUAUCUCCAGUCCUGCCGCUCUGCCAAUCCUCCGCAAAUAUGUUUCCGAGGAUCCAGAUGUGGCCAUUCGCGAGACGUGCCACCUGGCUAUUCACAAAAUUGAGCUUGACAAUUCCGAAGCUGGGCGCGCGGAGCGCGCCUUGCAGGCCCAGCGCGAUAAGGAGCAUGGUGAUGCAAUCGCUGCUGCUGCGCGGGCCGCUGCACCUAUUGAUCCAGCUCCUGCGAUUGUGCAUAUGCCAAAUGAUGAGAAGACCUCCUCGGUAUAUACACUGGAGAAUGUGCCUCAUUUCCGUCAGGUCCUGCUAGACUCGUCGCUGUCCCUAUUUGAGCGUUACCGUGCCAUGUUCGCUCUGCGCAACACGGUGCAGCAAGGCGGCGAGGAGGCACAAGUGCCUGCAGUGAAGGCCCUCGUCGAUGGCCUUUCGGACAAGAGUGCUCUGUUCCGCCAUGAAAUUUGCUUCGUCUUUGGCGAGUUGUGUCACCCUGCCUGCAUCCCAGCCAUGUCUCGUGUGCUCAAAGAUAGUGGAGAGCACGAAAUGGUACGCCACGAGGCGGCGGAGGCGCUGGGUGCUGUCUUGGAGGAGGGUGGCCAGGACACGGAAGCGAUGGAGGUCAUGGACGUGCUACGUGAGUAUGCCAAUGACGAGGCGGCGCCCCGGGUAGUGCGGGAGAGCUGUGUCGUGGCUUUGGAUGAGAUCGCGUACAAUAACGACCCGACGCAGUUUCAGCGGAUUGAGUAA